GCUUACAAUAGGCUAGGUAGGGGGUAGUGACCAGUUCGGAAACAUCACAGCAGGAAUCAACUUAAUGUUAAGAUAACAGCUCGGCUCUGCUGACGAAGCCACCACCUCCAGUGCUGCAGAAGCCUAGAGUCUAAUAUCUCCUCUCCUAACCACCGAGUCGAUGAGAAAAUUGGCAAAUCUACCGGCAAUGCCAUCUGGCCUGAUGAGAAUCUAUAUAACUACACCCUUCAAGCUCUAUCAGGUAUGUACAUCCAUCCUCAUUGUAGGAAUGUAAGCCCCAAACUAACAGCCCCAACUUCCUCACAACCCUCACUAAUACGUGCGUCCAAAAGUAUAUUGAAUGUUCACUUUGCUUCCUCUCCCGGGAAUUGCUAUCAUUAAGCACACUCACACUACAAACCCCAGAUCCCGAACCGCUCGAAACCUCCUAGCCAAAGAAGCUGUUGCUCUUGUCCACAGCAUAGGGAACGCUUCGGAAGUAGAAUUCAUAACAGAUUUGCUUUUUCCGGUAGAUGAAGAAGCAGCAUUUCCUGCGGCGGACGUCAUCUCGGUGCCGGGCAAUCGAGUCAUCAGGAUAUCCAGGAUAGAAGUGGUUGGAGAGAUCGCUAAACUUGCUAGACAGGUGGGGGCUGUUAGGACGGGUAUUCUGCGGAGAAUAUUAUCAGGAGUGGUGGGGUGUAUCAUGGAAUGAAAAAUGAGAAGAUUUUUGAUGGGAUGGCGAUGGUGAAAGAGUGGCGGUUAGUGGAUGGGAAGGUUCUGCUAUUUAGGGUGGGGAAAGGGAAGUUUACGGUGAUUCAGGCAAUUUAG
Molecule: messenger RNA, 807 nt
Organism: Tuber aestivum (summer truffle)
Lineage: Eukaryota; Fungi; Ascomycota; Pezizomycetes; Pezizales; Tuberaceae
Source: the annotation of a GenBank genome assembly